AUAUUUUCUUAGGACUGUUUGCUAAAUGUAUUUGCUGCUAUACUAGGUACAAAAAGAACACUACCUUAACUACAGAAGAGCAUAUUUUAAGGAAAGCACAGACAUCUUCUCAAGCAAUUCAAAGGACUUAUCUAAGAGCGGUGGAGAGUUUAGUCUUGGUCCCAGUCCCUUCAGAGUGUCGUCAAACACCUCAACUUCUGCCAUGCCAGCUACUGGUAACAUCGCAGCUCCUCAGGCGUUUGGUCUUAGCGGACUUCAGAGAAAUCCUACUGGUUUAACAGGUACUUUGAGUUCCACUGGAACAAGCUCUCUCAGUAAUCCAUUUGGUACCACUACAGGCCUCGGCGGUACAAAUAUACCUGGGGCCGGUGCAUUUGGAUCACUGCUAAACACCGGCACUUUAGGAACCUCUGGACUUGGUACCACUACUGGUUUAACAACUGGAUUUGGGACUCCUGCUUUGGGGGCUUCCACGGGAGGGGCAUUGGGUUCUUCUGGUACAGGGCUUGGUGGGAGCACUUUUGGCGCAGGGGCAUCGGCAUUUAGCGCUCAACCCAAGUUUCAACUUCAACGGCCGCCAGCUGGUAACAAGAGAGGAAAACGAAGGUGAAAAAAGGCUUUUUAGUCCUUUAUUCACCCUGUGUAAACUGUGUGCUUGACUGACUUGAACCUGAGCUUUGUUGCUUGCAGUGGCGUUUCAGUCGACUCGAAAAAUACCCGCAACAAGGCUUGAGUGAAUUUCAUCUACGAACACUUUUAAAUUUUGCGAGGAAAGGAUACUGAAGCUGUUUUUUGUUUGUUUGUUGGUCAAUGUCAAAUUAGUCUGUAAAAUCUGGAUAGUAAUAUAAUCAGGCCAUAAACUCAAUGUUUUAUAGAGCUCUAUAUUCGUCUUAGGUUUACCAGGGACAUUUUUUGACUCGAAAAAGGCGCAUGUCGCUUUGACGACUUACGCAGCUUAUCCUGUUAACAACGGGCCCUUCCUUGACCAAACAUUCCUGUUAGAAAUCCGGAAAAGUCUAGUGAGAAACGGAACAGCUUUCUGCUCUAGUCGACUGUACCUGAAGCGAGAAUAUACUUUUUAACCAAGAUUUCCAAACAAGAUGACAAUCUUGUAAGGUUUACCCAAAUUUUCGACAAUUUCUGUUGGACGUUGCUCCCAGAAUUUCCCAAGUUUUUAACUGAAUUGUUAAAAUUUCGGAAAUUCAGCAGUUUCCAAUUUUCCUGGAGACUUUCCCGUGAAAUUUCCUUGCCAUUCGCUACCUUUCCGAAAUUUUUGGUCAAAUGGAGAGCGAUGAUUAAAUAAGCUAUUCAGGAUAAGUCACUUUUAUUUUGACGCAAAACAGUAAAGUGAAUAUGAUUUAUAUGUUUUUUACACUAUGACCCUUCCUAGCGGAGAGCGCUUUUCAUUUGCUCUUUACUUAUGCCAGAGAGGUUAGUUCGCGGAGGUUAGUUUACAGACCUUCUAUUUUGUCUUAAGAUCGUCGAGCGUGAAAGCAAAAUAAUACUUCGCGGCGACUGAACGACUGCCGCCCGGGCAAGAGGAGGAGGCUUCGCUUGCUUCUUUGUAUAAAAGGCUUUUCGUUGUAAUGCGUUUUUGACAACAAGUAUUUUCCAGUUGUCAAACGAUUUGACUCUUGUUUAAAGCGUUACGGUAAAAUUUUCGCUUUGAAUUUGGAGAAUGAAAUGUGGCUUUCUUUAGACAAAUGACAACAAUUUUAUUUGGUUCCAAAACUAGGUUUCCUUGCAUAGAUUAACAAGUUUUUGUUUCGUGGUGAAAGAUUGUUUAUUUUCCUCUUAAUUUUUUUCACAAAUACUGCUAGCUACUUGCAGAUAUUUUUGCCAACACUCAAUACAGUAAAAACUCGCAUGGAAGAACCUGGUGAUUUAAGAACCUUCUGGCAAAAAAUUUACCAUUUUAAUGCCUAAAAAUAUAAGAACCUGUUUAGCCAAGGAAGAUCACGAAGGUUUUUAAAUGUGGAUUACAGCUAAAUUAUGAUAACCAUUAUAAUCUAGGAGUUUGACCUUGAGAUUGCAAAUUUACAUCACAAGAAAAUACGUAACAAAGUUAAUAAAUACUGUAUAUUGAAGGAACAAACGGUUUGAAACCCAGGUUUAUUCAUUUUUCUAGUAAUUAACAACUAUAUCUCCUUCAUAGAAAUUAAGAACCUAAUUAGGAUCCUACUUAGCCUAAAUUACCCCAAUUUUGCCAGACUUCAAAAAAGUUAGGUUCUUACAGGCGGGUUUUUGCAGUAUUCAAUGCUCUUUUAUACUAACGAUUUGAAUCAGCUCAGUGACGAAAUUUACUUUUUAUUGCAUGUAGUUGUGGCAGACAAACAAAAGACUUUGUACAGGACUAGUUACUAUUUAUCAGUUCCCCCCGGCAAUAUGAACAGAUUCAAUAAAAAAGCAACAAAACAUA
Molecule: messenger RNA, 2419 nt
Organism: Orbicella faveolata
Lineage: Eukaryota; Metazoa; Cnidaria; Anthozoa; Scleractinia; Merulinidae
Product: nucleoporin p58/p45-like
Biological process (GO): nucleocytoplasmic transport
Cellular component (GO): nuclear pore
Molecular function (GO): structural constituent of nuclear pore
Source: RefSeq, a predicted model, not a curated record